CCCCGCCAGACUGCUUCACAACUUGAUCAGCCCCCAUCUCUGGUCUCCCACCCCUCCCGGGGUCACAGACGUUAGCCCUCCUCUCACACACAGACACACACACACAGACUGUCAUCUGGCAUUUGAUAAUGAGGCUUUGUGUUUUUCACUGUCAGAGUUUAGGGGAUGAAACGACCCCACUUUGGGGAUUCGCUUUCCUAAGGUGAUUUCCUUGCUUAGGACAGCACAACGAGGUGAACCAGUGUCCAACCAGGGCUUCUGAUGAGGGCUUGGGGGUCUUAUAUUACAGCUCCAUGGCUGCGAAGACAGGACCUGGGUGGGUCUGAUUCCAAAGCCCUGACAGGGACUCCCCUGGCGGUCCGGUGGUUAAGACUCCACGCUUCCACCACAAGGGGCGCGGGAUUGAUCCUUGGUUGGGAAACUAAGAUCCCACGUGCCUCUUGGCGUGACCAAAAAAAAAAAAAGCCCUGACGGUGGGGACUGAAGCCAGCCCACACUGGCAGCUAGUGAGAACUGAUGCCUCGUGCAUCUCUUCCCAGUUUUGCACCCAGCGGCAUCAUAUUUAUGGCUUAAAAUUGGCCACCAUGGAGUGUUUACACCACGGAAAUCGGCAGAUGCUGCAAACCAGUUCCCCACGCCAGAGCCAGUUGUGAAGCCCGUACCAGCACACCACUCCCUGUUUUCCCCCAACUCAGCAUCCUGCAGACAGUGCCCUGGACAUGGGCCAUUCAGAGACUCUGGGUUAAAAUGUCAUCCAGGGAAUUCCCCAGCGGUCCAGUGGUUAGGACUUGGCGCUUUCAUUGCUGAGGGCCUGUGUUCAAUCCCUGGUGGGGGGACUAAGAUCCCGAAAGCUGCUCGGCACAGCCUAAAAAUAAAAACAAAAAAUAAAAAGUAAAGAAGUCACCCAGCUUAAGUAGUUGUGAAAAGAAAUUGGGGGGCUGGGGCCUCUCUGCUUCAUUUCAAUUCAUUCUUUCAGACGGUUUCCUGAACUGCCAUUGCUCUUAAUCCACCACAAUUUUUGCCAUGUACGUGCACCAUCCGUUGCUAUUAUUUACUUAACAUUAUUGUUAACCUGACUCCGUUCUAAAACAUGGGUUACCAAACUCUGAUCCACAGGCCAAAGGUGGCCUGUGGCCUGUUUCUGAAGAUAAAGUUUUAUUGGCACACCUACACACCCAUUUGUGUGCAUAUCACCCACGGCUGCCUUUGCUCUCCAGUGGCAGAGGUGAGUGAUUAAAACAGCAAUUCUGUGACCUGCAAAGCCAAAAUAUUUACUCAUAUAUCAAAAUAAGAUGUAAACAAAUGAUACUAGAGGUGGCGCUAAUGUUGCAAUUAAAGCAGGGUAGGGUAGUUCUGAUGGGAGUACCUUAGGAGGUGUGCGUACUGCUUGUGGCUCUCUGUAUUAGUUACCUAGUGCUGUGUAACAAGUGAUCCCCAAAUCUAGCAGCUUAAAACAACAGGAAUCUGGAUGUGAUUUCACUCGUUCUCGGCUUCAGGGUCUGUUACAGCUGCAGUUGAGAUGUUGGCUGCGGCUGGGGUCUCACUGGAAGGCCCGACUGGGGUAGGAUCCGCGUCAAGCUCACCCACGUGGUUGUUGGCAGAAUUCACUUACUCAUGGACCCUUAGCCAGAGGCCACACUCAGUUCCUUGCCUGCACGGACUGGCUUCAUGAGAGUCUGCUAGAAAUGACGGCCCAUCACUGUUGCAGUGUUCCGCGGUUAGAAGCAAGCCACAGAUCCCUCCCACGUUCCAGGGGAGGGGCUCACCUUGGUGUGACAACCAGGAGGUUGGGGUCAUAGGAGCCACCUGAGGGUCUACCUGCAGACCCCCCUGCACAGUGAGCUUUGCAAGGGUCCGUGUGUUGAUGAGUGUGUCCCCAGCACCUAACACCAGCUAGGCACUUAGUAGGUGCUCAAUUAAUGUAUGUAGCCUGAGUGGGUAUCUCCCCAUUCACGGAUGAGGAAGUUGAGGCCCAGGGAGCCCCACGCUUCUGCCCACUGUCUGCCACCCUCCCCUUUCCUCCACACUACACUGGAAUUGUUUCUUUAAUUCUUAUUUCCCCCGCAGGCUUUUACGCUUUGCUCUCCCACCCGUGUCUUGGGAACAGUUUGUCUCCUGGUCCCCAAUUUUCUUGCAGGGGUUCCCAGGGCCGAGCAGGCAGAGGGACAGCGCAGCAACACUUUGGGCAGGGGGUCUGUUGUUGUGUGCUGACCCUCCAGGGCCUCAGCCUGCAUGCCCCCUCGCUCCCUGCCCUGAGCCCGCCACCCCGAGAUCCACACCCCCUUUUUGCUCUCUGGAGCCUGCCCUUCCCUGCUCGCUGCCGACAGUCCCCGUCCCCCACGAGUUCCAUGUCUGUCAUCUGGUCCUUGGGAGCUGUCAGGCCUCAUCCGGAAUCUCCUACAUCAACUCCCCUGGGGGCUGCCUGGCUGCUGGAGCACAUCAGAGGGACUGGGGGGGGGUGGUCUCCCCUAUUCCGGAACCCCCUCCCUCCUGAGCCUGGGCUUCACAAAGGAGACAAGGGGCCGCUCCUGCUUCCCAAGCUCUUGCUGAGGGCCAAGCGCUGCCCCAAGCUCCCUCCAUGCCAGGGCUCUGCCACCCAUGCCGUCGGGCACAUGCUCCCUUACCCACCGCCCCAUUUUACAGAUGGCAGGAGGCUCCUUGGCCAAGGACUCAGAGUGGGUGAGUGAGGGGCUGGACCUGGCUUUGAAACUGUGAGGCUCCAAGGCUACACCUUCGAUCACCACACCCUAUAGACUGGGAGCUUCCAGGGAAUGGUCUGUGCUUCCCCCAUCAGGUUGGGGCCCUGGAAGGCCAGUGUUAGACUGGGAGCCCUUGAAAGCAAGCACGUAUUUCCUGUGUCAGACUGGGUACUUCGAAGGUCAGUCUUAUGCCUCCUCCAUCAGACUGGAAGCUCCUAAGGUCAGAGCCGCGCCUCUCCCUUCAGACUGGGAGCCUAUUAACGCUUGCACACAUCUCCUCCAUCAGACUGGAAGCUCCUAAGGUCAGAGCCGUGCCUCUCCCUUCAGACUGGGAGCCUAUUAACGCUUGCACACAUCUCCUCCGUCAGACUGGGGGCUUCUGAGGGCAGGACUAUGUCUCUCCCAUCAGACUGCGAGCUGAAGGCAGGGCUGUGUCCAGGAGCUUCUGAGAGCAGAGGUCGUCUCUCCUAUCAGAUUAGGAGCUCCUAAAUCAGGGCCAUGUCUCCUCCAUCAGAUCAGGAAGUUAUAGGUCCCACCAUGGGUCAUCCCCACUUGGUCCCCUCCUGUCCUGGUGCCUUGGCUCCCAUCCCCCCUGCAGACAUGGGGAUCCGUGAGAUGAGAGCAGGCGCAGCCCCCUGCCAGGGACCCCCUCUGGCUUCUUCCUGAGGUCCCAUCCACCCUAAGCAUCUGUUGAGCACUUACUGUAUGCCAUACAAGAAAAUACUAUUCAGGGGCUUCCCUGGUGGUGCAGUGGUUAAGAAUCUGCCUGCCAAUGCAGGGGACACGGGUUUGAGCCCUGGUCCGGGAAGAUCCCUCAUGCCGCGGAGUAACUAAGCCCGUGCGCCACAAGUACUGAGCCUGCGCGCUAGAACCUGUGAGCCACAACUACUGAGCCCAAGUGCCGCAACUACUGAAGCCCAUGCGCCUAGAGCCUGUGCUGCACAACAAGAGAAGCCACCGCAAUGAGAAGCCUGCACACCACAACGAAGAGUAGCCCCCGCUCGCCGCAACUAGAGAAAGCCUGUGCACAGCAACGAAGACACAAUGCAGCCAAAAAUAAAUAAGUAAAAAAGAAAUACAUUUAUUUAAAAAAAAUUUUUUUUAAGGCACCCAAAACAGUGCCAGGCAGUAAGCGCUCAACAAAGGUUAGCUGUUCCAUUUCAUAGAUGGGAAAACAGGCCAGGUCACUUACUCAAGUUCAGGUGGGCUGGGAUUCCAGAAAUCCAGCGCUACCCAGGAGGAGACCUUGAUGGAGGAGACCCUGAUAGACCAUCUUUCAGACCCUGAAUGCUGGGGAAAAAGAGGUCUCAUCAGCCCAGGACCUCCAGACCACUCACCUCCUUGCCUUUGUCCAUGCAGUGCCUGCCUCCUGGCUUUGCUCUCUUGCUCCCUCCUCCCCCAAUCAGAAAGGCAAAACCCAAGAGGUUACUGGCUAUUCAAGGUCAUACCACUGCAGGGCCGCCAGACCUCCAGCCUGGCUCUAACCCUCGUCCACCAUCUCCCGCCCCUCCUCAAGCCCCCUCCCUGCUCCUGCAGUGGGAGUGGGGGCAGCCCCAGGAGAACCCAGCUCAAAAGCGCAGGAAAGUCAAACGCCGUUUGAUUCUGCCUCCAGGGCCUCUAAUUGCUAUUCCUGACACAGACCGGAAUUAGAAGGCCCCUUUCAAAUAUUUAUACCUUAGACAUCGCGUAUUUAUCUGACAGGGAGAGGACUCGGAUUUGAUGAGAUCUGUCAACAGCUCAUCCCCGAGCCGGGUAUUGCCUUGCGGCUGACAGAAAACAGGACAAUUACUUGCUGUGCUCCCUGGGCAGUCCCCAGGGAUGCUGCCUUGUCGCUGAUCAGAGAGGACUGGGUGGGGUGGGGGUUUGUGUGAGUGCUCGUCGGGAGGGAGGACCGAGUUCAACAGGUUCGUGUGGAGGCCAACUCAGCCAAAGCAGGAAAGAGGAGGGGAGGACAUACGGACACCCCUGCUGCCGUGAGGGGCCUUGCCUCAUCGGCUCUGGACCUCAGUUUUCCCAUCUGGAAAAUGGGGCUAACAGUGGAGGGGAGAUGGAGAACCUCUGAUUCCACGAAGAGACCUGAUGGGGGUCGAAUGCCAUCCCAAGCCAGGCCAUAUCACAGCAUCCAGGCAGAAAUGAGCUGUGGGGUGUGUCUCCCCUCUCUGUGCCUCAGUUUCCCCAUCAGGAAAAAAAUGUCAUAUCCUCCUGAUGAUCCUUCCUCCAGCUCUCUGAGUUUUUCCUAUUAGAAACCCCAUUUUUCAAAUCAGGAAAGCAAAGCGUGGCCUGCAUAGACAUUGCCCAGGCCCCACUAUUCUUUGCGGGGGGCGGAGUGGGGGAGAGCUCACAACAGUGUCAGCUCAGACUUGCGUCUGGUCUUGCCUCCCCUCCAAGCCACACCCACCCUAGGGGGCUUGGAGGAGGGAAUCUGAGGUUCCAUCCUUCCUGACUACCCCUCUCUUACUCUUUCUAUUAGGGGUCACUGAGCAAGCCCCCUUAUGGGGAAAGAAAAAAAAUGUGUUUGCUUUGGAACUGGCCAGCAGCUCCCUUUGCCUAUCUUACUCCCCCCAAAUCCGUUAGUGUCCUCGCCCCCUGACAGCUGCAGCUGCCAACAGGCAGCCAGGCCAGGCGAGACACCUCUCAUUUCUGUCCCCCUCCCGGCCUCCACCCCCAGAAACCACAAAGGGACAGAUGCCGAAGGCACACUCCAGGCACAGAUACCAUCUCCUUUCCCCUGGCCAGCUGCCCCAAACCCCAUCCCCCAUCCUGCAAUUAGUCCCCGGGGGAGAGGGGACGGAGAAGAGCCCUCUUGGGGGAGGGGAAGCCAGAACCCCGUCCCUUCCGUUGCAAACCCCCCUUCCCUUGGCUGCCUCAAUAUUCAUUUUAGCCGGUGACCUCUGGAACAAUUUCCACAACCCCAAUCUCCUGGUCAGUUUCGCCGCCAGACCCUGGUUCAAUUUCAACCCUCAAUAGUGGUCACGCUCACCCCCUCUGCUGGUCAAUUUCAUCCCUGCUCGCGGUCAAGUCCAGCCCUCCAUUUCCCGGCCAAUUUCCACCUCCCCUCCCUCUCCCCCUUCCCCAUCUCAACACCUCUCGCUCUCCGGAGCAAGGUCAGCCCCUGUGGGUUUCCACCUCCCGUGCUCCUCGCUCGCUCCUGCCAGCCUCGGUCCUCCGGGUCACUGUCCAGCCGCCGCGGCCUCGGCCCCCGCGACUCCCGUCCCGCAUCCCCCCUCCCUCCCCGGGCAGAUGCUCCCCUCCCUCCCCAGAACAGCUGAAGGUCUCAGUCACCUCCGAGGGGAGCGCAGGGGGAGGGGAGGGGAGGGGGCGGGGAAGCCUUGACGUCGCUGCCCGGGACCCGGCCCGGUACUGGUAGGGGCUGGGGCGUCCGUCUGAGAGCCCCCUCCCCAAAGUCCCACCUCCCGGGCGCGCGCCGGCGGCUGCGGGUAAAGUCUCUCCGAAAGCGUGAAGGGGGAUUGGAGAUUUUAUUUUCCUUUGUGCCCGCGACUGGGGCCGGAUCGAGGCGGCCGGGCCGGGGGCCGCGGGAUUGGGGCUCCCCCCGGAGCGGCGAGGAGCGCAACAAAGGAUGCGCCGCACCGGGGUCACCGUCCCCGCGGCCCAACUUUGCGCGCGGCGCCCGAGUCCCCGGGGAGCCUGCCCGCUGCGCUGAGAACCCAGGCGUCCGGGCUGAGCCAGGGCUUGGGGGCGUCCGCAGGCGGCGCUUUCCCCGCCCCCGGCCCCCAGGAAGGGAUCCCGGAGCUUCCCGGAGGCAACGGGUGGCCGAGCCGUGCAAGGAGAGCGCGCUGCCCGCAGAAACUCCGCGGAUGCCCCUCGCUCUGGCUGGACGACCCCGCGCUCCGCGUUCAGGGCCCUACGGGGCGCCCCCUUCCCCCGCCGUCCUUCCAGAGCCGGGCUAAGGUGCGCUUUUGCUUCUCCUCCCCCUUCCUCCCUCCUCUGUCUCCUCCUUUUCCCCCCCUUUUCCCCCUCCUCUGAGCCCAGCCAAGGGUCACACCUGAUCUUUCUCCUCCUCCCUUCCUCCCUUCCUUCUCCCCCUGCUCCUCCCUGGGGACUCCGCCGAGGAAGAGGGUCCAGAAGAGGGCAUGUGGGUCCUCUUCUGACAGUGGCCAGGUUUGGGGUGACACUCGCUCAAAUGGCCAAGUGGCUACGAGACUACCUGAGCUUUGGCGGUCGGAGGCCCCCUCCGCAGCCGCCCACCCCCGACUACACGGACAGCGACAUCCUGCGGGCCUACCGGGAACAGAAGGAUCUGGACUUUGAGGACCCCUAUGAGGAUGCAGAUGGCCGCCUAGAGACCGACUCCGCGGGGCCCGGGGACUCCAAGGGCCCUGGAGAAACCAAGUACGACUCUCCAAAGCACCGGCUCAUCAAGGUGGAGGCAGUUGACAUGGCCAGAGCCAAGGUCUUGCUGGGCAGCCCCCGGGAAGAGUUGGAGGUCGACACCGAGUACUCGGACCCUUUUGAUGCCCAACCUCACCCGUCACCCCUGGAUGACGGCUACAUGGAGCCCUACGAUGCCCAGCGAGUCAUGAGCGAACUGCCAUACAGGAGGGUGCAGCUGUAUGACACUCCCUAUGAGGAGCAGGACCAAGAUCUGGGAGAUGGGCCUCCUUCAGGGUGGAAACCUCGGCAGAGCCGGCUGCCCCAGGAGGAUGAACGGCCAGCAGACGAGUAUGACCAGCCCUGGGAGUGGAAGAAAGACCACAUCUCCAAGGCAUUUGCAGUGCAAUUUGACGGUCCAGAGUGGGAAAGAACCUCAGGCUCAGCCAAGGAACUCCGGAGACUCCCGCCCCGAAGCCCCCAGCCUGCAGAGCGCGUGGACCCGGCCCUGCCUCUGGAAAAACAGCCGUGGUUUCACGGCCCGCUGAGCCGGGCAGAUGCCGAGAACCUCCUGUCGCUCUGCAAGGAAGGCAGCUACCUCGUGCGGCUCAGCGAGACCAGCCCCCAAGACUGCUCCCUAUCCCUCAGGAGCAGCCAGGGCUUCCUGCAUCUGAAGUUUGCUCGGAUCCGAGAGAACCAGUUCGUGCUGGGUCAGCACAGCGGCCCCUUCCCCAGCGUGCCGGAGCUGGUGCUCCAUUAUAGCUCCCGCCCACUGCCCGUGCAGGGCGCUGAGCAUCUGGCCCUGCUGUACCCCGUGGUCUCACAGACCCCCUGACUGAGCCUCAGCCCCCCGCCCUGGGCUGUGAGGACCCAGAUCAGUGGCUGCAAACGGUGGAGGUCUUCCCAGUCCUGGAGAAGGCUGGAUGGAGAGAACCCCGCCCCUGCCCCUCCAGGCUCUGGGUCUUCAUCAGAGCCGCCCUGCUCAGCCUCCUUCUAGGUUCUAGGGAUUAGAAUUGUGUCUCGAAGCCCUCCUCUGGCCUGGAAAAUAAAUAAGUUAUUGUGUGUUUCAAGUGUCCUUUCUGGGAGGUGGGGAUCUCAGCCCCUCAGAAGGAAAAGGGGAGGCAGACCCUUGGAGGGGGAAGAGCAUCCCCAGCUCCUUGUUUUGGGGAUGGAGCUGGGGUUGGAGCCUGAAUGGCUCACAGGGAGGGACCAGAAUUCAGAGAGCUGGAGACAGGCAGGGAGAGAGAGGCAUGGAGGCAGAU
Orcinus orca (killer whale) is the source of this 8290-nucleotide messenger RNA. It is a transcript of the gene SHD, whose product is annotated as Src homology 2 domain containing transforming protein D. Gene Ontology annotation, molecular function: phosphotyrosine residue binding. The transcript has 6 exons. NCBI's taxonomy places the organism in Eukaryota, Metazoa, Chordata, Mammalia, Artiodactyla, Delphinidae. The record is from RefSeq and is a predicted model, not a curated record. The coding region runs from base 6841 to 7863 and encodes 340 amino acids.